Molecule: messenger RNA, 3403 nt
Organism: Mugil cephalus (flathead mullet)
Lineage: Eukaryota; Metazoa; Chordata; Actinopteri; Mugiliformes; Mugilidae
Gene: dpysl5a
Product: dihydropyrimidinase like 5a
Exons: 13
Coding region: 175-1869 (564 amino acids)
Cellular component (GO): cytoplasm; cytosol
Molecular function (GO): hydrolase activity, acting on carbon-nitrogen (but not peptide) bonds, in cyclic amides
Source: RefSeq, a predicted model, not a curated record
CUGCGCCUGGUCUGCUGGUCCCGGACCGGCCAGGAAGGUAUCCAUCUGGCGUGUGUAUCUCCUUGGGAAGUGCCACCCGCGGAUUGUGUUGCAUUCUGCUCCUGUUAGAAAGUAACGAGAGACCCGAGUGGAGUAGCAGCAGCAGCAGCAGGCCCAUUGAGGAGAGCAAUAGCCAUGUCUUCCAGCUCAGCGAUGGUGCGGAUCCUGAUAAAGGGCGGCAAAGUGGUGAACGACGACUGCACCCAGGAGGCCGACGUCUACAUCGAGAACGGCAUCAUCCAGCAGGUGGGGAGGGAGCUGAUGAUCCCCGGCGGGGCCAAGGUGAUCGACGCCUCGGGGAAACUGGUGCUGCCCGGGGGCAUCGACACCAGCGUCCACCUGGAGGAGAGCUUCAUGAACGCCACCACGGCCGAUGAUUUCUACAGCGGCACCAAGGCUGCUUUAGCCGGCGGCACCACGAUGGUGAUCGGACACGUUCUGCCGGAGAAGAAUGAGUCCUUGCUGGAAGCCUACGAGAAGUGCCGCAGCUCGGCCGACUCCAAAUCCUGCUGCGACUACGCUCUGCACGUAGGAGUUACUUGGUGGGGGCCCAAGGUGCGAGCCGAGAUGGAGAAGCUGGUGAGAGAAGAAGGCGUGAAUUCCUUUCAGAUGUUCAUGGCUUACAAGGAGACGUUCAUGCUGAGGGACAGCGAACUCUUCCAGGCGCUGCAUCACUGCAAGGACAUCGGAGCCAUCGCGAGGGUCCACGCCGAGAACGGAGAACUGGUGGCGGAGGGUGCAAAGGAGGCGCUGGAUCUCGGCAUCAGUGGCCCAGAAGGGAUUGAAAUCAGCAGGCCUGAAGAGCUGGAAGCAGAGGCAACCCACAGGGCAAUUACCAUCGCUAACAGGGCCCACUGCCCGAUCUACCUUGUGAACGUGUCCAGUAUGUCUGCAGGAGAUGUAGUGGCCACAGCGAAGAUGCAAGGUAAGGUUGUCCACGGAGAGACGACCACGGCGCACACCGUCCUGACCGGCAUGCAGUACUAUCACCAGGACUGGGCCCACGCUGCCGCCCACGUAACCGUGCCUCCUCUCCGCCUGGACCCCAACACUCCCACUUUCUUAAUGAGCCUGCUGGGAAACGACACUCUGAACGUCGUGGGGUCCGACCACCGUCCAUUCACCAUCAAACAGAGAGCCAUGGGCAAGGAUGACUUCACAAAGAUCCCCCACGGGCUUCCCGGCAUUCAGGACCGUAUGAGCGUCAUCUGGGAGAAAGGAGUGAUUGGAGGUAAAAUGGACGAGAAUCGCUUUGUAGCAGUCACAAGCUCGAACGCAGCCAAAAUCUACAACCUCUACCCGAGGAAAGGCAGGAUCAUCCCGGGAGCAGAUGCUGAUGUGGUGGUUUGGGACCCCGAGGGAUCCAAGACCAUUUCUGUGGAUAACCAGGUCCAGGGAGGCGAUAUAAACCUUUAUGAAGGUCUCCGUUGUCACGGCGUACCCCUGGUGACCAUCAGCCGCGGGCGCCUGGUCUAUGAAAAUGGCAUCUUCACAUGCGCCGAGGGCUCUGGAAAGUUCUGCCCGCUGAGGACUUUCCCAGAUUACCUCUACAAGAAGAUGGUCCAGAGGGAAAAGUGCCAGGCGGUGAAAGCUGUAGAGCGGGAGCCCUACACGGGCGAAGUCGUCACCUUGGCAAAUUCAGGGAAGAGGGACUUUGGAGCUUCGGACCUGGACACUCCGACGCGCCCCUGCACCCGGCACGGGGGCGUGAGGGACCUCCAUGAGUCCAGCUUCAGCCUGUCUGGUGCUCAGAUCGACGACAAGAUUCCAAAGAGAUCCUCGGCCAGGAUCCUCGCUCCUCCUGGAGGGAGAUCCAGCGGGAUCUGGUAACGAGUCAGACGUCCGUUACUAAAAAGCAGAAGAAAUGAUACCCGAGGGAAACGUACGGCCGAGCAAGAAGACUUGUUUUGUUUUUUUGUUUUUUCCCUUUCUUUCUGGAAACCUAGAAUACUGUAUGUGUGGACCGUAUGGCCACAGUUAUAUUGGAAAAGUGGUUAUAGCUACCAAAUUUCAGUCAAAUGUUAACCAAAUAUAAGCAGAAGAUGGAAAAAAAAAUAAUAAUAAUGAGUUGCCAUUGUGUUACUUUGUAUCAUGUUAGGGGAUAAAUUGUUGUAUCUUAAUAAUAGUUUUAGGGAUAAGGAGGCGAGUCAUUGGUUUUUAUUACGAUGCGAUUGUGUUACCUCACUGUAAAUUACGAUUUUUGCACUUGUAUCAUGUUCUAUUUAGAUGCCUUUUUACAUGAUUUAUCGUCACGAAAUGUCUUUUUACCGCGAGUCAUGGUGAAUGAAAUGCAAUAAAUUAUUAAAAGGACUUCGACAUAAAAAUGUCAGUUACUAAAAAGAAAAAAAAAAAAAAAAGUUGCUAUCGAUCAAUUGUUAAAAAAUACCCUAAUUCAUUUUUUUUUUUUAAUAUUUGUGUUAUUUUCUUUUGAUGCUACUGUUGCAGAGUUUGGGAUCAUGUUUACAGCAUCAUAGCAGAACGGGCUCCUGUUCCACCCCACACCUAAUGUGAAUGAAAAUACGCUGAGUAUUGUGCAUGGUGGCAGAGCACUACUACUACUGAUCACAGUAUUCUUUGUGAUCAUUUCCACAGAGAGUAAAAAAAAAAAAAAAAAAAAAAAAAAAAUCUCACCCAAACUGCCUUCUUCACCGACACCCUCAAACACAUCGUCCCAUCCUGCCGCCGCUGCUGCUGCAGAUCGUGACUCACUGAUCGAGGUUUUACAACUUGUUCGACUGGUUCUGGUCUGAAGCAGCAGGAUGUAAACGUUCCUCUGGCUGACACUUCCAAUGUAGCACACCACUGUGAAGCAUACAGAGAAGGGGAUCCUCUUUAGCUUCCACAUGAGCAUAAAAGCAGAGAUGUUAGUCAGUUAAUGCCAAGCCUUCAGGGGAUCAGAUGCCUUCUUAUGCCACCCAACGUUUGUAUGUUUGUUUAGCGACUACAGAAAAGCACUGAUACUUUUUUUUUUAAGUUGUCAACUACUGUAUAUUUAUUGUUUUUUAAAAAAUGUUUGCUUGUGAAUAAUUGUCUUAGUAACUUGAUUGUAUUUUUGUCAAAAACUGCAGUGUAAGCAGGGAUGCACGUAAGAGUUAGCUCAUUUUUUUUUAUUAGACCCGGUUAUGUUCAGGAGAUGAUCGUGAUACAGUAAACUAUGUUGUUUAAUUUUUUUAUUAUUUUUUUGUUUUGGGGACAGAUUUCACUUUUGUUCAGGAUUAUGCUCCAGUGAAUUUUGCCGUGUCUUUCCCCUCCCAAAUGUCCACUGGUGCUGAACAAUGUAUGGUCACAUUGAAUUCCUUUAUUUCUUAUUUCUUCUUGCAGCUCUUUAUCACAUGAUUUGAGUGCAAAUAAACCACAGUGAAAU